This is a messenger RNA of Drosophila serrata, 1065 nucleotides long. Its product is annotated as salivary endonuclease-like. Gene Ontology annotation, cellular component: mitochondrial inner membrane; nucleus. NCBI's taxonomy places the organism in Eukaryota, Metazoa, Arthropoda, Insecta, Diptera, Drosophilidae. Gene Ontology annotation, biological process: apoptotic DNA fragmentation. Gene Ontology annotation, molecular function: single-stranded DNA endonuclease activity; metal ion binding; RNA endonuclease activity. The record is from RefSeq and is a predicted model, not a curated record.
AUGGAAGCUAAACAACUGCUACGAACUCUGCUGCUGAUCGGUCUGGGACUGGGACUUGUUCUUCAGACUCAAGCCGAUUGUCCGCUCUCCCGGGCCAUGAUUGAGGGCACUAAUCGCAUCUUUACCAACCGAGCGGCCAAUGGAAACUACGAUCUGAAGCGGGUUCAACGUGUUCGUACCCGAGAAGUGCUGCACAUGUUCUGUCAGCCAAAUGACAUUGUUCAGACCACCUGCCAGAGAACCAAUAACUUCAGUCGUCCCCUGCCCAUGCGCUGUGUACGUACUCCCAUAGCUCCCACAGCCACCGUUGUCACGGAUACCUCCUGCCCGGCCACCAUGUACUCCGUGGGUUAUACCAUUAACAAUCGUCGUUUGGAACUAUACCGUGCCUGCUAUGACCGGAAUGCCGUUAGAGCACAGUUCUCCACGCAUCUGGUGUACCACAAGACAUUCUUCCCGCGAAGACCAUGCGCCACAUUUACCCGCGAUGGAGCCAUCAGUGAGACGGAUGCCGCCAGUUUCUCGCCCCGUAGCAUUUACAGGGCCUUCCGGGCCAUCUUUGGCAACACUCAGCGUUACAUAGCCAAUGAACGUGACACGGUGAUCAAUCGUGGACACUUGACCCCAUCGGCUGACUACUUUUAUGGUGACCAGAUGUGCGCCACCUUCAAGUAUGUCAAUGUGGUGCCGCAGUGGAAGACCAUCAAUGAGCGCAAUUGGGAGGCCAUUGAACGUUGGGUGCGCAGUCGCAUUAGUGCUGGUGGUUUUCUAAGGAUCAAGACGGGAGCCACCGGUAGACUGACGCUACCCGAUAGCCGGAGGCGACUACGGCCCAUUAUCCUGGGAGCCGGCGCCAAGAAUAUUAUGCCCGAGUGGCUCUUUAAGGUGGUGCGGACAUCCACUAAUCAGCCGCAUACCGUGUUUGUGACCUACAACAAUGUAUUUGCCAGAGCUCGUCCAGGUGUGCCGAGAUUCUGUACCUCUAUACCUUGCCCUCUGACCCUGACGGAUACGGCAGCUGCCGGUUAUACCUACUGUUGCAAUGCCACCAUCUUUGCCCUUUAA